Messenger RNA from Rattus rattus (black rat), 1870 nucleotides. RefSeq names its product G protein subunit alpha 15 (gene Gna15). The coding region runs from base 327 to 1451 and encodes 374 amino acids. Gene Ontology annotation, biological process: adenylate cyclase-modulating G protein-coupled receptor signaling pathway; action potential; phospholipase C-activating dopamine receptor signaling pathway. Gene Ontology annotation, molecular function: G-protein beta/gamma-subunit complex binding; G protein-coupled receptor binding; guanyl nucleotide binding. The transcript is spliced from 7 exons. Lineage: Eukaryota; Metazoa; Chordata; Mammalia; Rodentia; Muridae. The record is from RefSeq and is a predicted model, not a curated record. Gene Ontology annotation, cellular component: heterotrimeric G-protein complex.
UGAGACACCACGAGGACUGUGCUCCCUAGGAGGCAGCCACCCCUCCCUCCCCAGCCACUGGAGCUUCCACCACCGACCUGUCUGGCGGGCAAGGCCAGGUCUGGGCAAGUUGGAGGGGGCGGGAGGCAGCACCUAGGUCCCCGCCCUGUUUCCAGCACCCAGGCCUCUUGAAGCCUUUGCCUGGGCUCCCACAGGCCCUGGGCAGGGACACGGGGGUCCUGGAGGGACCUCCACCCCCCACUCCAUCCAGAGAAGAAAGAAUCCCGUAGCUGGGGCUGUGCAGGCUGCAGGAGCAAUGUCGCCUGGUGGACUGUGAGGCGCCCACCAUGGCCCGGUCCCUGACUUGGGGCUGCUGUCCCUGGUGCCUGACGGAGGAGGAGAAGACUGCCGCCAGAAUCGACCAGGAGAUCAACAAGAUUUUGUUGGAACAGAAGAAACAAGAGCGCGGGGAAUUGAAACUCCUGCUGUUGGGGCCCGGUGAGAGCGGGAAAAGCACGUUCAUCAAGCAAAUGCGCAUCAUUCACGGCGCCGGCUACUCUGAGGAGGACCGCAGAGCCUUCCGGCUGCUCGUCUACCAGAACAUCUUCGUCUCCAUGCAGGCCAUGAUCGAAGCAAUGGACCGGCUGCAGAUCCCCUUCAGCAGGCCGGACAGCAAGCAGCACGCCAGCCUGGUGAUGACCCAGGACCCCUAUAAAGUGAGCUCGUUCGAGAAGCCAUAUGCAGUGGCCAUGCAGUACCUGUGGCGGGACGCGGGCAUUCGCGCAUGCUACGAGCGGAGGCGUGAAUUCCACCUGCUGGACUCCGCGGUGUACUACCUGUCACACCUGGAGCGCAUCGCCGAGGACGACUACAUCCCCACUGCGCAGGACGUGCUGCGCAGUCGCAUGCCCACCACUGGCAUCAAUGAGUACUGCUUUUCCGUGCAGAAAACCAAACUGCGCAUCGUGGAUGUUGGCGGCCAGAAGUCAGAACGUAAGAAAUGGAUCCACUGUUUCGAGAACGUGAUUGCCCUCAUCUACCUGGCGUCUCUGAGCGAGUAUGACCAGUGUCUGGAGGAGAACAGUCAGGAGAACCGCAUGAAGGAGAGUCUCGCUCUGUUUAGCACGAUCCUAGAGCUGCCCUGGUUCAAGAGCACCUCGGUCAUCCUCUUCCUCAACAAGACAGACAUCCUGGAGGAUAAAAUCCACACCUCCCACCUAGCCUCAUACUUCCCCAGCUUCCAGGGACCCCGGAGGGACGCAGAGGCCGCCAAGCGCUUCAUCUUGGACAUGUACGCGCGCGUGUACGCGAGCUGCGCAGAGCCCCACGACGGUGGCAGGAAGGGAUCCCGCGCGCGCCGCCUCUUCGCACACUUCACCUGUGCCACGGACACGCACAGCGUCCGCAGCGUGUUCAAGGACGUGCGGGACUCAGUGCUGGCCCGGUACCUGGACGAGAUCAACCUGUUGUGACACGGGGAACCCGAAGCGGUGGUGGCGAGGACACUGCGCCCCCUGGUGGCCACUCUCGGAACUGCAGGCCGAGGAAGUCAGUCCAGAGUCUGUUCCCCAAGGGGCCUCCAAGCCCAGCCCCUCUGUAAUUUAUCCCCUCACUCUCCUUCUAGCUGUUAGAGAAAGGACCUUUAACCCCAGCGCUUGGAGGCAGAGGCAGGAGGAUCUCUGUGAGUACCAGGAUCCUGGGCCAAAAACAAACAAACAAAACCGGAUAGAACUGUCCGGGGCUUGUGACUUCCCAGGGAUCCUAUCCAAGUCCUCCUGUGGGCCUCAUGCUGGGUAAGUGAAAUGUGCAAGGAAGGAAGUUCUACUUGCUGUCUACCCAUUGGUUGGACUGAGGUAGACUCCAAUUAAAGAUUGACUUUUGAUAUAUCGUA